CACACGGGGGUGUGUUCUGUACCGCUGUGGGUUGUGUAACACACACCGGCUCACCUGUAGCCAUAGACACACGGCUCAUUUGCACUUUAUUGCUUGGGGAAUGAGGCUGAGCGGAGAGAGAGAGAGGAGUUAGAGAAAGAAACAGGUCGUCUGUAUCAGGUCAGCUGGUUAAUUUGGUCGUCGUGUUGAAUUGUUAGUUGUGUAAAGUAAGUGCUGGGGUUUGGAUCGUAUUGGACACUCGUGAUGACGACCUGACGGAAAAAUCUACUCCGGUUACAACACAGGGGUAAAAGAGUUCAUAUUCCCAUAGCAACGUGUCAACGGGCGAUAAUGAGUCUCCUGACACAACUCAGAUUGUUACUGUGGAAGAACUUUACUCUACGGCGCAGACAGAAGGUGCGUUUGCUGGUGGAGUUGGUUUGGCCUCUGUUCCUGUUCUUCAUUCUCGUGGCGGUCAGAUCCACCAAUCAGCCCGUUUAUAAAAACCAGUGUCACUACCCCAAUAAGCCCCUCCCAUCGGCAGGUGUGUUGCCAUGGCUACAGGGCAUGUUUUGCAACAUACAGAACCCGUGUGUCAGUUUCCCCACACCUGGUGAAGCACCUGGACAGGUGAACAACUUCGACAACUCCACUGUCACAAAGGUUUUGGUUGAAGUUCAGUCGCUCCUGGCAGAUCCUGCUCUCCUCAGCAGUGUUAAACUGAUCUCUGAUGAUAUCGGCCGGUGGACGUCCGUCCUGCAGAAUGCCAAUCCAGCCGCAGGUCAGUCGAUUCCGCUUCGCAGUUUGCUGAGAACCAAUGAGACAUUUUCUGAAUAUCUGAUGAACAACCUUUCGGUGCCAAACACAACCGCCGCAAGCCUGAUGAGGGCGAGAGUUCGGCUCGGCCAGUUUCCUGCGCUGUCGGCCGAGGGAGAUCUGCGCUCUGUUCUCUGCGGCCCGUCGAUCGAUCGCAUCCUGGAGUUUAAUUCAGCCAAUGAGAAAGUGGAAUUUCAGAACAUCACGUGCUCCCUGACAGCCAAUCAGCUUCUUCAAGCCAGACGAGUGUUCACGCAGAAUCUAGACAACAUGAAGCUCCUGAAUGAACUUCCACUAGCGCUGGGUCUGAACCGGCUCGAGGUGGCCGUACUGAUGGCACAAACCAGCACUCACAUCGCUCCGCUCGUGGCCGGGAUAUCUAACUUUAGGUUUUCAGCACUGCUGAGUGCAGCAGACUCGCUGGACUUCAGGUCGGAUCCGUUCGGGAGUCUCUCUCAGCUGAUGUGUGGAACAGACUCUAACAUGACGAGCAGAGUUCUUCUAAGAUCAGCGGCGACAGAAUCAGUCCAACAAAACACAGGCGCCGCAACAGCAGACAACACCAACACGACCAGCACCAACACCAGUGAGUUCUGUAAAAACCUGACAGAGACGCUGGAGAGCACGUCCAGUCUGCGUCUGCUCUGGAAAACCUUCCAGCCGUUCCUGCAGGGAAAAGUCCUCUACGCGCCCGACACAAACGUCACACGCAGCAUCAUGACUGAGGCCAACCGCACCUUUGACGCGCUGGCUAAAGUGGGUGAACUGGCAGAGGCCUGGUUGGAGAAUGAAGACGUCAUCUGGGAUUUCUUCAACAACAGCACACAGAUCAACUCCCUGAGGGCUCUUCUGAAGAACCCUGUGCUCACAGCAGUUCUGGACCAGCAGCUGGAGGAAGGCGGUCUGUCCACAGCGUUCAUCAGCAACUUCCUGUUUAACGGUCCCGAGUCAGAGCGUCCGGCGGGUAUGCCAGCCUUCGACUGGCGUAACGUCUUCAACACCACCAGCGGCGCAGCGCAGCAGCUCACUCAGAUCCUCUCGUGUUUUGAUCUGGAUAAGUUUGAAGGCGUCAGCACUGAGGCUCUGCUGGUCGAGCAGGCUUUGAAGCUCCUGAGUCAGGGCCACUACUGGGCCGGUCUGGUCUUCACGGAUCUCAACCCCAGUGACCCGCUGACCCCUCCGCACAUUAAAUAUAAGAUCCGCAUGGACAUCGAGGAGACCGAAAGAACGGACAAGACCAAAGAGAGGUCCUGGUACCCGUCGGCCCGUGCCAACCCGUUGAAUGACCUGCGCUACGUGAGCGGAGGCUUCGUGUACCUGCAGGACAUGGUGGAUCGCGGGAUCGUCAAAGUCCAGACCGGAGUCAGUCAGCCGCUCGGCGUCUACGCGCAACAGAUGCCGUACCCGUGUUACAUGGACGACGCGUUUCUACGAUCUCUGACGCGCUCCCUGCCUCUAUAUAUGACUUUAGCGUGGAUCUUCUCGGUUGCGUUGAUAGUCAAGGGUGUGGUUCAGGAGAAGGAGGCGCGUCUGAAGGAGACUGUGAGGAUGAUGGGAUUGAAGGGCUCUACCUACUGGCUGAGCUGGACCAUCAGCAGCAUGUUGCCCCUCGCUGUCAGCGCCGCGCUCCUCACUGUCAUUCUCAAGUAUGGGAAGGUUCUGCGAUACAGCGACCCGUCUGUGAUCUUUGUCUUCCUCCUGGUCUUCUGCGUGGCCACAGUCAUGCAGUGCUUUUUCAUCAGUGUGUUUUUCUCUCGGGCGAAUCUGGCAGCCGCCUGUGGGGGCCUCAUCUACUUCCUGCUCUACCUGCCUCAUGUGCUUUGCUACGCCUGGAGGGACGUCCUGGGCUUCGGGGCCAAGAUCGCCACGAGCCUGCUGUCGUGUGUGGCGUUCGGUUACGGCUGUGAGAAUUUCUCCCGUUAUGAAGAGCAGGGCAUCGGCAUUCAGUGGAGCAACAUCCGGGUCAGUCCGCAGGAGAACGACCGCUACUCCUUCAUCGUCUCCAUCUUCAUGAUGCUGUUCGACGCGUUCAUUUACUGGAUUCUCACCUGGUACAUCGAGAACGUCUACCCGGGUCAAUAUGGCAUCCCAAAACCUUGGUAUUUUCCCUUCACGUCCUCGUAUUGGUGCGGGACUCGAGUCGGAUCUGAUGCCGAACCCGACCUGCUUCAUGAGAUGGAGAAUCAGAAGGGUUUCCUGGAAAAACCUCCACCUGGAAUGAAGCCUGGAGUUUGUAUCCGUAACCUGGUGAAGGUCUAUAAGACGGGAAAUAAACUGGCUGUGGACGGACUCAGUCUGGACUUCUAUCAGGAUCACAUCACUUCGUUUUUAGGACACAACGGAGCCGGGAAAACCACUACCAUGUCAAUACUGACGGGUCUAUUCGCUCCCACCUCUGGUACGGCUUACAUUAACGGCUACGACAUCCGCACCGACAUCGACACCAUCAGGACUCACCUGGGAAUGUGUCCACAACACAACGUCCUCUUCAACGAUCUGACGGUGGAAGAGCACAUUUAUUUCUACGCGCGUCUGAAGGGCCGCAGCUCUAAAGAGGUGAAGAAGGAGAUUGAUCAGAUGAUUAAAGACGUGGGUCUGCCUCACAAACGCAACGACCUCGCCAAGAACCUCUCAGGUGGGAUGCAGAGGAAGCUGUCGGUCGCCAUCGCGUUCGUGGGUGGAUCCAAUGUCGUGAUUCUGGACGAGCCAACGGCAGGAGUCGAUCCGUAUGCGCGCAGAGGCAUCUGGGAGCUGCUUCUCAAAUACAAAAAAGGUCGUACCAUCAUUCUGUCUACGCAUCACAUGGAUGAAGCGGAUAUUCUGGGCGACCGUAUCGCCAUCAUCUCGCACGGCCGCGUCUGCUGCUGCGGCUCCUCGCUCUUCCUCAAGAAAACGUACGGUAGAGGUUAUUACCUGACGAUCGCACGGGCCAAUCAGGAUCGAGUCGCAGGACGAGUCCCAACAAUCAGAGAGUGUGAUAAAAACAGCAUUGAUGAGGGAAUUUGCAGUGACAGCAUCAGCAGUCUGGACCCACCAGACGCGGCGGAUCUGAGUCGACUGGUGCGGCGGCACGUGCCAGAGGCAGAGUUUCUGGAGGUCGUAGGUCAGGAGCUGGUGUACGUGCUGCCAUAUGCGGGUGCUACAAACGGCAGCUUCGCGUCCCUCUUUAAAGACCUGGAUCUGGAGAAAGGCGCUCUGGGUGUCACCAGCUACGGGAUAUCAGACACAAGCCUGGAGGAGAUCUUUCUGAAAGUGGCUGAAGACACAGGUGUUGAUGUGGAAUCCCAUGAUAAGAAAAAAGCUCUCAAACAAAAGCGCAGAAGCAGCUCAAGGAUAUCAAGAAUAGAGUCUAUCAGCUCAGCACUGGAAAGCAAAGAUGCAAACGCUGUGAAAAAUGAUGCGAAGGUUAGAUUCACUAGUCGUGUGGAGGACACUCAGCGGCCCAUGUGUGAGAAUGGCAAAGGAUCGUACACCAUCACGGGAUGGUCACUGAUCAAACAGCAGUUUAUAGCUCUUUUUAUCAAACGUUUCCACCAUGCCCGCAGAAGCCGGAGGGGAAUCAUCGCUCAGGUUGUGAUGCCGGCAUUCUUUGUGUGUCUGGCUCUCAUCUUCUCUCUGAUUGUUCCUCCGUUUGUCGAAUAUCCCAGUCUGGAGCUUCAGCCCUGGAUGUAUGGAGCUCCACAGAAUACCUUCUUCAGUUUUGAUGAUCCUGGUGUAGAUCAGGUGAAGAGAGUGACGAACGCUCUGCUCAGUUCACCAGGAUUUGGGACACGCUGCAUGAGCACCAACCCUAUACCUAAACUGCCGUGUAACCCGGCGGGAGGCACUGAUUGGUUCACUCCCGCAGUGGAUCCGUCCGUCAGUGAGAUCUUUGAGAAGGGGAACUGGAGCAUGGAGAACCCAUCUCCAGACUGCCAGUGCAGCACGCCGCAGCGCAGCAUCAUACUCCCAGACUGCCCACUCGGAGCUGGCGGUUUACCGCCACCGCAGAAAACUCAGAACACCACAGACACCUUGCAGAACCUCACGGCCCGAAACAUGACCGACUUCCUGAUCAAGAGCUACCAGAAAUCAGGAAAAAUACGGUACGGCGGAGUCUCGGUGGGCGGCGUGAACUCGCAGGUCAAACUCAAUGAAUCUGACAUUACAGCACUGAUCGACGACCUCAAAUCAGUCCUCAACAUCUCACAGUUUAAUCAGACUGAGCCGAUUUUCCAGGCCAUUCAGUUGUUUCUGUUGGAGUUGGGCACCAGAGACAAUGUGAAGGUGUGGUUCUAUAAUCAGGGUUGGCAUUCGCUCGUGUCGUUCCUGAACGUGGCCAGUAACAGCAUCCUGAGAGGAAAUCUGCCAGCGGGACGUCGAGCCGAAGAGUUCGGCAUCACCACAUUCAACCACCCGCUGAACCUCACCAAAGAACAGCUCUCGUUUGCAGCGCUGGCUACGACCUCUACGGAUGUGGUGGUGUCGAUCUGCGUGAUCUUCGCCAUGUCCUUCAUCCCGGCCAGCUUCGUCCUCUUCCUCAUCCAGGAGCGCGUCAGUAAAUCCAAACACCUGCAGUUCGUGAGCGGCGUCAACCCCACCAUCUACUGGCUGGCCAACUUCGCCUGGGACAUGUGUAAUUAUAUCGUCCCGUGUAUCAUCGUCAUCAUCAUCUUCCUGUGUUUCCAACAAAAAUCAUACGUCUCUCCACCAAACCUGCCUGCUCUCAUCCUGCUGCUGGCGCUCUACGGGUGGUCCAUCACUCCGAUGAUGUAUCCCGCCUCCUUCCUGUUCAGCAUUCCCAGCACAGCGUAUGUGGUUCUGACCUGCAUCAACCUCUUCAUUGGCAUCAAUGGCAGCGUGGCUACAUUUGUCAUGGAGCUCUUCGACGACCCGAAUAUAACUCGAAUCAAUGACGUAAUCAAACAGGUUCUGCUGGUGUUUCCUCAUUUCUGUUUGGGAAGAGGCCUGAUGGACAUGGCCAAAAAUCAGGCGAUGGCCACUCUCUACCAAAACCUGGGUGAAGACCGCUUUGAAAAUCCUCUCAACUGGAACAUGGUGGGCAAGAAUCUGUUUGCCAUGACCAUUCAGGGGGCCGUCAUGUUCGGCCUGACCCUCCUCAUCCAGUACAAGUUCUUCUGCAAACCCCUGUCAGUAAAAUCACUACCGACAUCUUCAGAUGAGGAGGAUGAAGACGUGGCUCGAGAGCGUGAACGGGUGCAUCGAGGCGGAGCUCAGAAUGACCUGCUCCGAAUCUGUGACCUCACUAAGAUGUACCGUAUGAAAAAGACUCCGGCCGUGGCUAAAAUCUGUGUGGGUGUUCCUGCUGCAGAGUGUUUUGGUUUGCUGGGAAUCAAUGGUGCAGGUAAAACUACCACUUUUAAAAUGCUGACGGGAGACAUCAGUCCUACGGCCGGAGACGCCUUCGUGAACGGAUACAGCAUCCGCACUGAGAUGCAGUUGGUGCAGCAGAAUAUGGGUUACUGUCCGCAGUUUGAUGCAAUCAAUGACCUUCUGACGGGACGAGAACACCUGGAGUUCUACGCGCGACUCCGCGGGGUUCCCGAAAAAGAGGUUUCCAUGGUGGCUGAAUGGGGCAUUCAGAAGCUCGGUCUUGUCAAAUACUCUGAGAAAUCAGCAGGAACUUACAGUGGCGGCAACAAGCGCAAACUCUCCACCGCCAUGGCUCUGAUUGGCUGCCCUCCACUGAUCUUUCUCGACGAGCCCACCACCGGUAUGGACCCGAAGGCCCGGCGUUUUCUGUGGGACUGUAUCCUCAGCGUCAUUAAAGAGGGCAGAUCUGUCAUACUCACCUCACACAGUAUGGAGGAAUGUGAAGCGCUCUGCACCCGCAUGGCCAUCAUGGUGAACGGACACUUUAAAUGCCUGGGCAGCAUCCAGCACCUCAAGAGCAGGUUCGGGGACGGUUAUACGCUGAUCAUACGCGUGAGCGCCUUUCAGGCCGACCUGUGCACGGUGGAGACGUUCGUGCGCGACACGUUUCCCGGCAGCACUUUGAAAGAGAAACAUCACAACACGCUGCAGUACCAGAUCCCGCAGGGAGAGGGUGCCCUCGCGCACAUCUUCAGCCAGCUCAACAAACACCAGCAGCAGCUGCAUGUGGAGGAUUACUCUGUGUCCCAGACCACACUGGACCAGGUUUUCGUGAGUUUCGCGCGGCAGCAGCGUGAUGAAGAGGACGGAGCGUUCGACAACGACGUGGAUCUCAGUGAUGAAGUACAAACAUCAGCGACAUAAAUCAAACAUCAGUCAGCAGAAAGCAGCCACUUUACCACGAUUAUUUAUUUAUCUGACAUCCAAAUCCAAUGUAGGCCACCAAGAUUUGAAGAUUUAAAACGUCCAAAUGAAAACAGAGAGAAAACCUUCAGGAAAACUCAGGGUUGUUUUAUAGAAUAUUUUUAUCGGUGAAAUAUGUCAAAUUUGCACAGCGUAACAUUAUGUGCUCUAUAUUUUUGAUGUUUUAUUUUCAUACACAUUGUAUUUCUGCCAAAUGCAAAGAGAUUAUAUAUUUACAUUUACACUGUGUACUGUAACACAAGCUGAAAAACUAAUUCAUGCUUUAUUUUUGAGUGAUUUGGGCUUUGUUUUUGACUUUAUAUCAAAGAACAGAAAGAAAUUUUAGCUUAUUUGUCCAUGUAUUUUCUAGUUGUCACUUGUGCUUAUUGAAAGACCACAUGCAUUGAUUUUUGCUUUUGAAUCUCAGGACUAAAAUGUCAUGCACUUUAGAUCAGCGUUUCCCAACCUUUUCUGUCUUACGUACCUGUACUACAAUGUCAAUAAGGCUCAAGUACAUCCUCAUAUUUUUAUAUUUUAUACUCUAAGUCAUGUUCUCUUUUAUAGGUUUUACAAACUAAACCAAAAUCUAUUUUGUCCAUUAUUGCACAUGUGGUUGGGAUUCACUGCUUUAUGAAAACACACUCCGGUACGAGCAAAAUGAUGAUCAAUGCAAUGUGAAACAUUUUACCUCAGAGAAGAAGUUCUGUGCUCUUAAUCCUGCCGUUUAUUCUGCAUUCGUAUGCACUCCCAUGAUCCUGUGCGUCUGCCGCUCGGAUGUUUGUUCUGCUUAUUGCUUUAUGCACAGACACACAUUAAACAUUUGCUCACCCUG
Labeo rohita (rohu) is the source of this 7903-nucleotide messenger RNA. RefSeq names its product phospholipid-transporting ATPase ABCA1. The transcript is spliced from 50 exons. The coding region runs from base 331 to 7032 and encodes 2233 amino acids. The record is from RefSeq and is a predicted model, not a curated record. Gene Ontology annotation, molecular function: ATP hydrolysis activity; ATP binding; ABC-type transporter activity. Lineage: Eukaryota; Metazoa; Chordata; Actinopteri; Cypriniformes; Cyprinidae. Gene Ontology annotation, biological process: lipid transport; transmembrane transport. Gene Ontology annotation, cellular component: membrane; intracellular membrane-bounded organelle.